AUAAUUUAUUAGUAUUUUAAAGUUAUUACAGUCAGUAUUUAUUUAUUAUGUCGUUUAAUAGAGUUGAAGAAGAAUCAUUUAGCACUACUUUUGAUAUUGGAUCAUUACCUAAACACUACGAAUUUAAUGAAUUUAUAUCAGAUGAAGAUACAGAAUCGGAUAGAGAUGAUUUACCACGACUUGUACUUAUGGGCUUAAGAGGGAGUGGGAAAACUUCUAUACAGAAAGUAGUAUUUCAAAAAAUGUCACCUAAUGAGACUUUAUUUAUUGGAAGUAAUAAUUCAUUGCUGAAAGAUGUUGUUAAUAAUUCAGCAUUUGUGAAUUUCCAAAUCUGUGACUUUCCUGGUCACUUUGACUUCACUGAUAAUGAAUAUGAUGUACAAAGCAUACUUCAAGGAUGCCAAUCACUUGUAUUUGUGAUUGAUGCUCAAGAUGCUAUAGCUAGUGCACUUAAUCGUUUACAUACAGUUGUAACAAAAGCUUACAAAAUAAAUAAGAAUAUAAAGUUUGAAGUUUUCAUUCAUAAAGUGGAUGGACUCACUGAAGAUACUAAAAUGGAAACUCAACGAGAAAUUCACCAAAGAGCUAAUGAUGACCUUGUAGAUUCAGGUGAUGAUCAAAAAAUAUAUAUUAGUUUCCAUUUGACAUCAAUAUAUGAUCAUAGCAUAUUUGAAGCAUUUAGUAGAGUUGUACAAAAAAUGAUCCCACACUAUGCAACUCUUGAAAAUUUUUUAAACAUCAUUAUUCAGACAUCUGGAAUUGAAAAAGCCUUUUUAUAUGAUGUAAAAACUAAAAUAUAUGUUGCAACUGAUUCAUCACCGGUUGAUAUUCAAAGUUAUGAACUCUGUUGUGACAUGAUCGAUGUUGUCAUAGACUUAUCAAAUAUUUAUGGUUCGGGCGAAAACCCAGGAUUGACGAAUGAUCCAGCUUUCGAUCAUCAAAGUUCAAGUCUAAUUAAAUUAAAUAAUGGUACAAUUUUAUAUUUAAGAGAGGUAUGCAGUUUUUUGGCACUUGUGUGUAUACUAAGAGAAGAUAACUUUGAAAAACAAAGAAUUAUAGAUUAUAAUUUCGUGAUUUUACGUAAAGGUAUACACAAACUUUUUGAAUUAAAAGAUAAAGAUAAAGAAAGUAUUGAAUCUAGAAAGCUGCUAUCAUUUAACUAACUUUUGC
This is a messenger RNA of Melanaphis sacchari, 1170 nucleotides long. It is a transcript of the gene RagC-D, whose product is annotated as ras-related GTP-binding protein C. The record is from RefSeq and is a predicted model, not a curated record. NCBI's taxonomy places the organism in Eukaryota, Metazoa, Arthropoda, Insecta, Hemiptera, Aphididae. Gene Ontology annotation, molecular function: GTP binding; GTPase activity. Bases 48 to 1163 code for a protein of 371 amino acids. Gene Ontology annotation, biological process: regulation of autophagy; cellular response to amino acid stimulus; cellular response to starvation. The transcript is spliced from 7 exons. Gene Ontology annotation, cellular component: Gtr1-Gtr2 GTPase complex; lysosome; nucleus.